This is a messenger RNA of Penaeus chinensis, 741 nucleotides long. RefSeq lists its product as uncharacterized. NCBI's taxonomy places the organism in Eukaryota, Metazoa, Arthropoda, Malacostraca, Decapoda, Penaeidae. The transcript is spliced from 3 exons. Bases 1 to 741 code for a protein of 246 amino acids. The record is from RefSeq and is a predicted model, not a curated record.
AUGCAGAGAAAGGCCCCAGUCAUGGAAACAGCCCAAGGGAAGAGCGGGGAAAACUUUUCAAAGUCGAAGUACGCUCAGACGCCUCGCCGUGAAGAGUUCAAGGACGGUGCCAUGAUUCCUAUCUUAAAGGAGAGAGGGAACAAGCAAGAGUGCAGCAAUUACAGAGGCAUCUCACUUCGGUCAACUGCGGGUAAAUUGCUUGGCAGACUGAUCCAGAAGCGCCUCCAGACCAUUCUUGACGCAGUCCUCCCAGAGUCACAGUGCGGCUUCCACAACUCCAGGUCAACCACUGACACGGUCUUCAUUCAACGCCAGCUGCAACAGAAAGGCUUCGAACAGAACAUGUACUUCGUCUUCAUAGACUUCAUCAAAGCAUUUGAUUCACUGAACAGGGAAUGUCUUUGGAUACUCGUUUGCCGCUAUGGCUGUCCCGAAAGCAUCGUCAGCCUCAUCUCCCAGUUACAAACCGGCUUUAUGGCUCAAGUUUCUCUAAAUGGCACUCUCUCAGAACAAGUGCUCGUGAACCAAGGUGUCAAAAUUGAUUGUGCUCGUGAGCUGCCCUUUGCUGAUGAUUCUGCCAUGGCGUCACGCUCUGAAUCUGAACUCCAAGGCAUGCUUGACGCCCUCGCUCAAAGCCUUGGCCCCAUCAUUAACACCACAAAGAUAUUGAAGUUAUGCUCCAGUCUCCACGAAACACUGUCAAUGCCGUCAAUACUGACAAAGACAUCUCAAGGCCUGUGA